ACUAUUUGUCUUGGUCAAGUAGUGGAGGCAAAGUGAAAUUCCCGAGAACAUGCGUAACCUCAAUCUGUCGAGUUGUGGUGGUUUGUGGCUGGAAGGUCACAGCAUACGUCAUAUUUCUUUGGAUGACUGCUCUAAUAACAUCACUGUUUCUUUUGAGAGAAGUAUUGAGGUGAUUAGUAGCACGGGGAUAAAUACUUACCAUGCUCAAGGUACCCAACAAGAGAUACAUAGUUGUUUUGCGAUAUCUCCACCUGUAUACUUGGUUGCAAGUUCCAAUGGAAUAUUUCUUUGGCAUUCACUAAAUCACCAAAUUUAUGAAAAACUUGAUCUCAACACGGAAUUAAAAGCUAUACGUAUUUCUCCAGAUCUUUCAAAAACGGUUGUCAUAACUGGUGAUGGUUUUAUUCAUAUUCUUUCUUCAACUCUCGAAACUAUAUCCAACUUUUCACUGUACGAGGAAGGUUUCGGGUCGGCUCUGCCAGUUUCUCUAGGUUGGGGUAAGAAAGAAACUCAGUUUCAUGGCUCUGAAGGCAAGGAAGCAGCUUUAGCAAAACCGACUGUACCAGUCUCAAACACUCAAUAUGAUGAUGGUCGUUUUGAAAUUGCAUGGCGUGAUGAUGGUCUUUACUUCGCCGUAUCAUGGAUUGAUCCAUUAACAGAGAAUCGUAGACGUAUACGCGUCUACAAUGAUACUGGUGAAUUGUUUUCAACAACUGAAAUAACGAAUAUGAUUUCUCCAGGACUUUGUUGGAGACCUCGUGUUCAAUUAAUCACAACGACUCAACGUCGAGAAGGUCGUGGAUUGGAUAUCAUAUUUUUUGAAUCGAACUCCCAACGUCAUGGAGAAUUCGAACUGAUCGGUGAUGAAUCUGAAAAGUUUUACCAAGUGGAAUCUAUUAUGUUUAAUCCGACCGGUUCAAUUUUGGCAGUACUGUGUAGUGGAACUCAAAACCAUCCAUGGUUUAUUCGACUGCUAACUUGCUCUAAUUACCAAUGGUCAAUAAAACAACAUUUCUGUAUAGCUGACAAUUCAUUAAACGAUAGUCAAAUUUCCAAUAUAUCAUUAACAUGGGAUCAUCAUGCUUACAGUGCAGAUUUGUCAGCUCUUUAUUGUGCUAUAUCAAUUAAUGAGUCGUUGCCUAAUGAUAAUCAAGUUAACAGUAAGACGUUAUUGCAAUGCUGGAAAAUGAAUAACGUUUAUAAUUCAUCGUGCAUAUUAACAAAUUCUAAUGUAAAUACAAUAACAUCAUUAAAUUCUGGUCUUGUUGCAGUAAUCAAUGGAAAUACUGUCGAGUUGAGUUGUUUUGCUUAUUCAGUUAUUCCACCUCCAAUGUUUGCAACACGACUGGUAUUUUAUUCAAAGGGUGUAAAUCAAUCUAAUAAGACACAGUGUAAUUUCACUCCAUUUGUUUCAUCUGUAUCUGUUCCUAGUUUAUGGUUUGGAAAUGAAUCGGAUUCGCCAAACAAUGUUAUGCCUAUAUUAAUUCAAACAGUCGACUGUCAGUCAUCCAAAAAUGUAUUUCCAAAUACGUAUUUUAUUACUAUCACAAAUGGAACCUCUUUAGAGAAGGAGUCAUUUUGUAAUGGUGAGGUGUACUCUGAAUGGCAUAAUGGAGGAAAAAAUAUUGCACCUUGGCCAAAAACUGUUGUUAAAAUCGAUAUGGAUAGACUGUUCAGUGAAUGCAACGACAAUGACGAAUCAUUGAAAUCUUUAAUCUUAACUGAGUUAAAACAGAAGAACACUUGUUUAUUUAGUCCAUUGAGUUGUUUCGCCUGGUUAAGUCUUUAUGAAGUAUUAUUUAUUGGUGCGGAUGGUCUACUAUUAGGUUAUUUGAACAUGAAAAAUCUAUAUGCUAGUGAUGAUGAUUCUGAUGGUAAUCCAAAUGGACGCUGGUUACUCAGAGCUUCUUCAUCUGCUCAGGAAUUUAAAACGCUCUUGGAAAGAAACAACAGUAAAUUUGCCAGAAUAACUACUAUUUGUUGUACUAUUGAUAGACGUGUUUGUGUUCAAAUGUCCAAUGGUACUGUUUACAUUUAUUCUGUUCAAGAUAUACUAAAUAACAAUUAUUGUUAUGAAAUUCUACAAAUGAAUGAAUUCAACAUUGAUAAUUUACAUUCUUAUAAUCCAUUAAAUUGUAUAAUACAAUUUCCAUCUAAUUGUGAACAAUUAUUAUGUAUACCAGUAUUUGAUGAAUACAAUUAUAAUAUUAUCCAAUUGAAUUCAUCAUUCAUAACAGUUAAUUAUUCUGCUUUAAUUUUAUUUGGUUUUAAUAAAUCAACACAUUGUUUAUUCGCUGCUGUUUUACCAAAACAACAUAAUACUGGACAUUUUCAACAAAAUAAUAUUAUUGCAUUAAAUAUUACAGAUUCCUGCUCUUCAUUAAUUGGAUUAUCAGAAUUUUUAAUUGUAACUAAUGUAAAAAAAUUGUUAAUAUGCGUCUCAUUAGUAUUUAAUAUAUCACAAAUUAAUGAUCCAAAUAGUCUUUUAAAAGAAUUACUUUCACGAUUGAAUAUUCCUUCUGAAUUGGACGCCAGUACACGUAAACCACCGCGUAACUGGUAUAAUGAUAAUUUACAUCCAAUCGAAUCAGGUGCAAUCAUUGUAACAGCGAUACCAAAUGAUACCAAAGUCAUACUACAAAUGCCACGUGGGAAUUUGGAAGAAAUUCAUCCUCGUGCUCUUGUACUGGCACAUUUAUCCAAAUUACUUAAUAAUAAACAAUAUGAACAAGCUGUUAAAAUGAUGCGUCGUCAUCGGAUCAAUUUCAAUUUAUUACAUGAUUAUAACCCUAAUUUAUUUCUAUCAAAUGUCAAACAAUUCUUACAAUCAAUUGACGAUCCUGAUUUGAUCACAUUAUUUAUAUCUGAUCUUGUUGAGGAAGAUGUAACAGAAACAAUUUAUCAUAAAUUUUAUUCCAAAUCUUCCGAGCGCCAUCGAUCAACUCUAAAAACAUCUAAGCUUGACCGAAUAACUGAUAUUCUUAUUGAUGAAAUGGAGAAGCAUAAUCCAACCAAAUUGAUUGUGCCAAUUAUAACUUGUUAUGCAAAAAAGGUCCCACCAAACUAUGAAGCUGGUUUACUAAGAUUAAAACUUUUACAUGAAAAUGGAGAUAUAAAUACAUGGAAUAAUGGAUUACGUCAUUUACAAUAUUUUGCUACACCAAUUGAAUUGUAUAAAGUUGCAUUAGGUACAUAUGAUUUAAAUUUUGCUACAAUAAUGGCACAACGUACACAACUAGAUCCAAAAGAAUAUUUAGCUGAAUUAAACGAAUUAAAUUCUAUAACAAAUGACUUGAAAAAAUAUCACUGUGAUACUAUGGAAGAGGCUAUAGCAUAUCAACAAUUUAAAAUUGAUCAUAGCUUGAAAAAAUAUUCAAAAGCUGUUCUACAUUUGAUUGAUUCCGGUUCUAAACACAAAGCGGAACUAUUAUCCUAUGUGAAAGCAUAUCAUUUAUAUGCACAAGUGACUGAAGUAAUACCACAAAAUUCUGAAGAAUUCAAGAUUAUUUGUCAACUAUGGGCGGAUUAUUUAAUUUCUUCACAAAAUUUAAGUUAUGCUGGUCAGAUUUACAUGAAAGGUGGAUUUUAUGGUUUAGCUGCCAAAACGUUCUUAUCUGUAACUAAUACCCAACUCUGGUGUAUUGCCGCUGCGAACAGUCGACUAUUGAAUGAUAAAAAUAAUGCUGAUUUAUCUACUGAUCACUAUUUAAGUAAUGCAGAAAUACGUACACAAGCACAAAAGUUGGCAGCUCGAUUGAAAGAUCUUCAACGUCAUCAAGAAGCUAUUCAAAUCUAUAUUGACUUUUUAGAGGAUCCUGUAAUGGCCAUCAGAACAGCUUGUGAAGAUUGCCUGUGGAUGGAUGCUCAUCGAUUGGCAUCAUUGUAUAAUAAACAAGAAUUUUUAAACCAAAUCCUUAAAUCUUCUCUAAGUGAACAUUAUUCUAUCUUAAAAGAAAAAUUGCGUAAAUCCAUUGAUACAUACGAUAAAUUAUUCGAUCGAUUAAUUACUCUACGUCAAAUGCAUAAACAACAGGCGGAAACACAACGAUUUGUUCAGAUGCAUGGUGAUAGAGAGUAUUUUGAUGAUAACUUUUCUGAAUCUGAUAUCAAUUCAGAUACAAGUAGUAUGUCGGGAGAUAGUAUAACCAGUUCAAUGAGCCAAAUAAGUUUGCGGACGUCAGGAUCAAAAAAAUCCGGACGUUCAAUAAAAGCUAAACGAAAACAAGAAGCAAAGAAAUGGAGCUCAAAACCGGGUAGUAAAUACGAAGAAGUUGGUCUAUUACAUGAACUAACUCAGUCAAUAGAAUUGGGUCAAUCACUUGCCAACGAAGUUAUGAACUCGCUUACGGAAUUUUGGUAUACAAACAUGUUUGGAGAGGGUCGUACGCUGAUAUGCUCAACUAAUGACUUAUUAAGGAAGCAGAAACAAGGAUUGUCAUCUAUAUGGGAUGAUUGGAUAACUGGCAAAUGUAUUGCAGAAGAAAAUGAACAACAAUUUUUCGGCCGAAAAAAAUAUCCCAUUCAAGAGGCAUUUUUAUGUUUUCCACCGAAAAUGAAAAGGAUUAUUAUUGAAUGUUGUAUGUAUUGAAUGUGUUGUUUAAUUGAAUACAAUAGAUAUGUUCUCAAAUGUGGUAUUAAAGUUUAAUUAUGUCAAACACAUAAUUGCACACACGUACACACACAGUUACAACAAAAAAUGAAAACGUUUACACUUUAUUUAAAGUAAUUUUUUUUUCAUUGGAAAAUAAAAAUAUUUUUUUCAAGAAAUAAAUGAAAUGAGGAAAUGCUUUUUCAUUGAAUUCAUUGUUCACAUUUAGUACUAUGACGAUAAUGUUAUUAAAUGAAUCAAUAAAUGAGUGAGCAAUC
Schistosoma intercalatum is the source of this 4866-nucleotide messenger RNA. The record is from the annotation of a GenBank genome assembly. NCBI's taxonomy places the organism in Eukaryota, Metazoa, Platyhelminthes, Trematoda, Strigeidida, Schistosomatidae.